AUGCGGAAACACUUUUGCGUCUGGCGGCGCCUCGGCAAGGCGGACGCGGCCUUCAUCGCGACCCCGCCGGCCUGCGUCAACGUUAGCAUUGCUCUGCGGCACAAGAGCCGCGCUGCCGACGUCCGCGCCAGCCCCACCGGCGGAACCCGCGCUGCGCCUGCGACGACCACUGACGCCGGCCUCACCGCCGACACCCCGCGGCGACCGGAGAUGCGGCAGCUCCUGCAGCAACUUGUGUGGAGGGCAAAGGAGGCGCUUCUCACAGGGGCAGCGAGGACGCAGAGGCCAGAAGGGACGGGGAGAGGAAGGGAGCGGAGCGGCGGACCGGGCACGUCGCGGCGCCUGCCGUCCCCCCGCAUCCACCCCGCAGACAACACCGGGCUGUUUGAGGUGGAGUGGGGUGAAGCGGGACGGCCAACGCGAAGGACACACGAUGUCCCGUCCCCGAGCGUCUUCGAAGCGCCGACGCUGGAGGAAAGCAUCAAGCUCCUGUGUGGGCUGCUUGCCGUGACACUGAAGGAGCGGAAAGGGGCGGCGUCGCCGGAGUUUUUGUCGCCGCAAGUGACCAUGACGCUGCCGCCGCUGAAGACGGUGGAGGCCGUUGUGGCGCCGCUGGGCCGUCAGGCGCGACUCUGGAGUGAGCUGCGGGAGUGGCACGUGCUGCUGUCAUGUGCGUCGGCCACGUGUGUCCGCGUCGGUCGGGAGUCCGCCACCGAGGCGGCACUGCUUGCUUCGGUGCGGUCGUUUUUAGAUACAUUGGACGCCUUGUGUUUGCCCGCCGACACGCCGAAGACGCAGCGGCGUCAUCACAGAGUUGCGAAGGGAGACAGCAGGGGGGCCCAUGCUGUAGAGGAUACACUAACUAACGUGCUGUGGCGUGCGGCAUUGAUUUGCCGUGUGAUGGAGGAGCUCGUGCGGACCGCGCGGGAGGCGCCAGCGGCGCCGCCCAACGCGACGGAGGGGGAUGAGUAUCUGAGGAGCCCCGAGAAUCUGCGUCAGCUGGCGAGGGUUGUACAGUGCGUGAUGUGCGAGCUGGAGCAGCGGGUGUUUACUGUGCAAGAGCGAAAUGGGCCAGCCGCGUCGCUGGAGGGGUUUGCGGCCCUUGUUCUAAAGUCUUUUCACCGUUGUUGUGCCCCCGAUCGCGAGGACCGGCAUCCGACGGCGUACAAGGGGGAGCUGGCUGACGCGCUGCUUUCAUUUUGUGCCGCAUACUUCAAAAUGAUCCCGUUUUGCCUCCUGGCAGGGGAUGUGGAGGCGCAGAAGCCGGCGGAGGUCGCCGUGGGCGCGGCGAGGGAGGAAGACUGCUGCACCGUCACGACGGUGCGCACGCUGCGGCAGUGCUGGGUGCGGCAUCAAUCCACACUGCACAUCCACGGCGCCGGGGGCGCCUUCUGGUGGCUCCGGCUGCUCCCCAUCGUGCUUGAAGGCUACGCAGACGUGACGGCGCGGCUGCACGAGCAACACCUUUGCGGCGGCAGCCAAACGGACCCCAGGCAGCUGGAGACGGUGCAGACGGAACUCUUCAGCAUGCUGAGCUCCAUGCUGUACUUUGACGAGAGGGUCUUUGAGGAGCGGCGCGCUUCGCUGAUGGCAGAGUCCGCUGUGGAGGCUGCGGGCGGCGGCGCGGGGGCGGGGGCGGAGGGCGCCAGUGAUGCACGACUGCGACGACACCGCGGGGGUCGGUCGCUCUUUAAGAAGCAGGACGAGAAGGAGGGGGUGCUGCUCCCCAGCUCUGCGGAGGCUCUGCAAAUGUCAUCCCGCUUCUCCUCACGUCGGGUGUGGGAGGCGACUGCGGUGCCGGCCAAUGCGACGGAGGCGGCGAGCGGCAUGACGGGCAACAGCCCUCUCUUUGACCUCCUUGUCGCUUCGAAGGAUGCCGUGCUGCGGCUCUCUGAUUUGUACGCCGUGGAGGUCUACCACCGCAGCUCGGCGCUGGAGGUGAUGUGGCUGGCGCUGCUGGCGGCGCAUCGUCGCGUGCAAAAGAUGAAGUCGACCCGACGCACGACACCGCGGGCGCAGCGGCAGGCGCAGCCGGGGGAUGCCAUAACUGUGGAACGGGCCUACGAGACGGCCCAGAACGACGACUCGGAGCUGAUGUUUCCACCGUUUGUGGCUGUAAGUCUGCGGCACCUGUCCACCGCCCUGGCGGCCGCCGUGCACCGCACGUACGAGAUGGCCGACACGCUGCUCGCACGCGAUGGCAACAUCCGUCGCGCGGUUGGCGUCGCCAUCGUUGCAGGUACGCAGGAAACGCUCUUGCGGAAUUCCUUCUACUCGGAGGCACUUGCCAGCAACUGGUGGUUGCGGAGUAGCGCCCCGUUUCUACUGCAGAGGCGUGCGCCGUGUAACCUCCCUCUCCCCUCCGUACUUGAGGGAAAUCUCAUGCAUCUGCUGGCGCAGCGAGCACGCCGGCAUGAAGGCCUGGACUGGUUGAAGCGCUCCACGGCGACGGCGCUGGAAUGUCUCACGGCUCCCGUCGCCACACCGCAUCUCUUUCCUGUCACUAAACAGUGGACGGGGGCAUUGGUUCUAUCCAAUCUUCGCGAUGUGGCGCACCUACUGAAGAGUGGCGGCAACCUGCACGCGUCACCCACGCCAACCGAGGAGGAGCUGAAGGAGCUGCAUGCAUGGGCGUCGAAUACGUUUUCGUCUUUGCUCUCCGCCCUUACUGGGGAUGUGGAGCUGCUGCUUCUCUGCGGGUACGCGAGUUUCAUUGAUGCGCUCUUUGAGCUGCAUCUACGUCUGGGGACGAGUCAGCAGGAGCUGAUGCACUUCGGUGACAACGUCCUGAUGAAGCGUGUGCUUCCUGCGUUGCUGCUUGGACUUUUGAAGAGCGCGGAGGAGGACACCCCAGAGACGCAUGCCGCGGCCUGCGAGUCCGCGCUUUUUGUUCUUGCCGAGUUGUCAAGGUUUGCCUCCUGGCCGGACCUGACACUCGCGACGGUUCUCCGUAGUGACGACAGCGAUCUAUUGAUUGCAGUGGCGGUGUACUGCCUGCGACAGGCGCGACGCGGGGGUGGGAAGCAGGCCAGCGACUACGGUCUGCCGGCGGCGCAGUUGCCGCUUGUGGAGUACACGCAGGUGCUGCAGAGCAGCGGCAGCGUUUCCUUUCUCUUGCGCCGGGGCAGUGGACACUCGUACCUGCACGUGCUCGACCUGAGUAACAGUUUGCUUCCCUUCUCACGGGUGCAGCCGAUCUACGGCGAUCGCGAGGGCAGCUGCGUCGCGGCCUUGCAGCAUUACUUGCAGAACGUGCAGCGGGUGUCGGCGUCGUCGGCUGCCGAGCAGCGGCAGCUGUUGGAGGAAUCCGUGAAGUGUCUGAGCUUCAUGGCGAACACAUCCAUCAGCGCCCACGUCCUCGGCUACCUGGUUCGCUUUAUUGAGCACUACCUGCGCGUGCAGGAGCGGCUCUCGCGCGCCCCGCUGGACGGCUCCUCCGCCGAACCGGCAAACGCCAAGCGGCGCGAGAAUGCGAUGGCGUCCCUGACGCGUGUCGAGACGGCGCCGCUGGUGCUGCUUGACUACAUCGGCUACCUCAGCUCCGCCGGAAGCUGGACGAUGGUGACGUGGGCCUUCAACCUCGCCGAGACGGCGCUGAAGAUUCGGCGCAAGCAUCAGCUGGCCACAACAACUUCCGUCGGAGAUGUGGCGACGACGGCGAUUCUCUCGCAGCUGCGUGCCUUGUCGCUCCCGACCACGCCGCGACUGCCGCACAGCCUCCUGAAGAGUAUUCUCUGCCUCUCGGACAUCAUGUCCGAGUCGCCCAUGACGCUGCUCGGCUUUGACCGUGGCACCCCGCUGCACGGGCUCCUACGGCACGCCACACGCGGCGAGUACCGUACAAUGCUUUUUGCCAUGAAGCAGGCGGUGAUUCUCGUGCAGCGCGCAUCUGCGAAAUACCGGGCCUCGCCUCCCCAACGCUGCGGGGCGGAGGAGCUUGCCAGGAGGCAGGAGGCAGCGAAGGCGUUGGAGGAAUAUGGGGAUGAAGCGGAGGCAAUGGAUCGCACGAAGAAGAAGGAAGACGAAGAACACGAGGGGGGAGCCAGAGAGGGUAGCGGGACGUAUUUUGCGGCCCCGGCUGCCGCACACACCCCUGAGGCACAGCGUGAGUUACGCGUCUUUCUUGGCUGCCUUGUCGCUUGCUUUGACAACGUGCUUGACGUUAUUCGGGGCUGUGCGCUGCAGCAGGACAUCCUUGGCGAUGAACUUCGCGAGGUACUCCUGCUGGCACUGCAGACGUUGUUUCACGUGUUGCACGGAUGUGUGCGCACGGUUCUUGCCUUGCCGGAGCACACGUGGGACCGCUUCCGGGCAGAACGUGCCCAUCUGCUGUGGGUAGGCCUCUGCGUGGCGGGAUUGGUGGGACGCGUUGUCGCCGUGGACCACGGCCGUGUGUGUUUCACCGGUGGCCUGCGACGCUCCACGGAGUCUCUGCUUGCCGCCAUUGGAGAGCUGGUGGAGGCGUGCGUCGAGGGUGGCGGCCACAAUCGUAGAAGCGACGGCGGCGGCAAGAAGCGAGGCUGCGCCCACGCGGAGAGCGCCACGCCGCUGCUGGACACACUGACGGAGAGCGUGCAAACGAUACUGCGCGACCUGCAGGUGUCACAUCGCGUGGCGAUACGACUCGGUCUUGGCAUGCAGCAGCGCACUGACCUCACAGCCAUCAUCACCUCCCUGCGUGCGUUUGCGGCGGCCUCGGCGCGCUAUGAGCCUGCCGGCCGCGUUAUCCACCGCGUCUGGCGUGUGGUGAGUGCGGAGGUGGGCCAACCAAAGAAACCGCGGGGGCGGGGGCAAAAGCGACUGCCGAAUGCGUCUCCUCCGGCAGCGGCACUGCGUGUGCCCUCUAUAGACGAGCUGCAGCUUCUUGUGGAGUCGUUUCGGGACUUGGAGAACGAACUGAAAAGUGUGGCCUCCGCCAGAAGGGCGGAACACCGAUCUGCUGAUUUUGUGGUGGACUGGGCCUGUGAGGACGCCGCAUCGAUGCUUGACCGCGUCACGGAGGACCCGACGUUGGUGCAGAGUAGAGAAACACGCGCUGCAGCGUUGGGCGGCGGCGGCGACGACGAGGCGGGGGAGGAUGAGUCGCUGCUGGAUGUCGGCGUUGGUGCCGCGGAACCGCGGGCUUCACUGAGCGCCGGCACACUUGUCUGCAUGGAUGCCGCCAAUCUCCUGCAGGAGGAGGAGGAGGAGGGGCAGGCAGCGGGGGGAGGCGGGGGCGAGCUGGUUUCUCACGGCGACCUUAUCGAGGCGCUGGUUCGGCAGUGCCGUCGGGUGCAGGUGUCCUCGGCGGCGCCGGCCAACGUGGAUGCCGCGCUCUCUAUUCCGCAGACAAGUAAAGUUCUUGGGACGCAUUUUAACUGCGUGAAUGCCGUCUUUGCGCGAUGCACGCUGGCGGAGAUUGUUGCCGUCCCGUACGCGGAGCUCGUCUUUGGCAGCCUCGAACUCUUCGCCCGUCGGCGCUCCCCGGUGCCGCUGGAGAACUGCCGCGUCUUGUGGGGUCAGCUCGCCCAGAAGUGGCGGAGGGAGUUCCUCGAGCCCCACAGUCUCCGCUUUGAGGAGCUGCAACGCGAGCUCCUGCAGCUGGUGCGGCAGCGCCGCUCGUUUGUCCGGUUGGGCGAGAAGGAGGCGAACGGUGACGUGGGCAACGGCGGAGCGGCGGUGACGGCGGUCGCCCCGCUCUUUUCCUCCCAGGAGAAUGUCAUGGCGCAGCUCUCGAAACGCGACGCGACCGCCGUCCCAUGCGAUGUGGAGCUUCCGCCCCAUGACGACAUCGGCGGUCUGCGGGGGGAGCGGGUGGGAACGAAGUCGCGUGGGAGGAGCCACCGCGACUACGAGCAGCUGCUGCAGCAACAGCGACAGGCGCAGGGGAAGCCGCCCGUGCCGUUGGAUGUCCUUUUCACCCUCCUCAGCGAUCUUCCGCGAGGGCCACGUGGCGAGGUGGAGCUGGAGAACUUGGCCAGGGUGGUCGCGACGUACGUGGCGAGGCAGUACCUUCUUCUGCGUCCGCGAAGCGAUGGAAAUGCGAUGAACGUCAUGCAAUUCCUCCAGCGUCCCCACCAACUUGGCCCACGGCUGUACCAGCGGCGGCGCCUCCCGGUGAGCUGCGCCCACGCCGCUGACGUGGCGGGGUGGUUUUUAACCCCCACGGACCGCCGGUCGUUCAUGCAUGCCCUGUCGCACGUAUGCGAUGGGGAGGAGGUGGGGGCGGCGUUAAGCUCGGCAGAGCACGGCGUCUUUGAAUACAUGCGUUUGUCGUGUCUCUACCUGCAUCUUCUUUCCCUCAUCGUGCACGUCUGCCAUCGGUUUCGCUUCCUCGGCGACGGCGAGCUGCGGGACGGGGUGCGGCAGCAGCGGCAACAUGGCCCUCGCGGAUUUGAUGAGGAGGGUGGAGAUGCGGCCCAGUGGGGCGGGUUUGGCAGCCCGGACGCGGAGGCGCGGCGGGCGGAGCGUCAGCUGCGGGCGGAUACGCGACAGACCGAGGCAGACAGUGUCAACAUAAAUCUACUGGAGAAUACGCUGCUGCACUUCUUGAACGUUGCCCUGACGCUCGUGGAGCACGCCGACGUGAUGACGCACCGCGCGACGAGUAUUGCCACGGCCCCGGGCAGCGACCACGACCACGCCCGCAAGGCGCUCCUCUACGCGGAUGAGUUGCGUUUGAUGGUUGGGGUUGCCUUGCAGGACACCCUGCGCGUGCUUCUCCGGGAGGCGCCGUUGGGCGUUUCACUCGCCCGCCGCGUCGUGCAUCGCAUUAUCUGCAGCUUCUCCUGUGACCCCUUUCCCACCGCGUCACUGAGUGAGUCCUCGACGGGGAAGCAGAGGGGGCGUGCUUUGCUGCACCUGCCCCCGGUGAACACGGCGGCGUUGGAGGCGUGGCGCUCCAAGCGACCAGAGCUGUUUGUCCGCUCUCCCACGCUGCUGUGUGUUCUGUCGCCUUCCUUCUUCAACGAGGUGCUCGCGCAGCACAUCCGCAAUGCCCUGAGCCUCACCCUGACCCAGGUCGUCGCCUCCCUGCACUUUUACCUGCGUCGCCCGGACGCCCACUUGUCGCCCCUGAUGGCGGCAACGACGAGUAUUCUCUCAAGCACGUACGUGCGAAAUGCGGCGCUGCGUCUGUUUUGCGAGGAGCUGUGCGGGCAGAUUGUGGAGCGGACGAGUUUCCGCGAGGCGCUUGCGCCGCCAACGGUGGCCUCCGUGCAGCAGGGGGCGGCGGGCUCCGUCCCGGACGAGGUCCUCAUCCCGUUUCUUGCCUCCAUCUGCCGCGAGGACGCCUUCGUGAGCAAGAAUGCGCUGGCAAUUGUCCUGCACCGCAGCAUGAGCCUCCGCCCCGACGUGUUUGGGCAGCCCCCCACCGUGGACCGCUUCGCCAGGUUUGCCAUUGCCCGCAGAGGCGGCAGCAGCAGCAGCAGCAAUAACAAUAAUGGUAAUAACAACAACCUUAAUAACAACGGCGACCGCGGCUUCGCGUCGGCCGCAGAAGGAGCUGCCCAGGGCAGCAGUAGCAGUGUUGCCGCCGCUGCUGCCGCCGCUGCUUUUGCUGGAGGAGGAGGAGGAGGUCACGCGGGCGUUGGCGCGCGGGAAUGGGCGGCCAAGCGCCGAUUGAGUCUGGGCGUCACGCACGCGGAUGUGCUGCUUGAAGGCCCCAUGUCGGCCGAUGCGGUGGCGGCAGCCGUGAUGGAUGACGCCGCCGCCAUGGAAGCCGCGGACACGGGGGAGGAGGAGGCGGAGGAGGUCGAGGCACUCGGUCGGUUCAUGGCGGACCAGUCUGAGGAGACGGCAAACCGCACACACAAACACGCCCUCGCCUCACUCAACCUCACCCUGGCGGAGGUGAUGGAGACGGCAAUGCACUUUGCCGCCAUGCGGCAGAUGUCGGCAGAGGAGUACAAGAAGGCACGGGCUAUGAUACGGGCCGCCGAUGAUGCACGACAUGAGCGCAUCGCGGCAUUUCGCAGUGCUGCGCCAGCAACUAGUUCGCCUCAUGGCAGGGGGGCGGUCUCCUCUUUUGCUGCGGCUAACGCCCCCACGGUCGGUUUUCCUGAUGCCGCAUUGCACAUUGAGGAGCCCAUGCAUUUUGGUGUGGGGAUGCUGCAUAUUCGGUUUGCGCUGCGAAAAAUUAUUCACGUUUCGAUGCGUCGAUUGGCGGCCCAGCAGGGGCCCAAGACACUUUCCAUGAUGGUUGAAAUGCUGCGUGAGGUUGACCCCAAGUGGCGCCAAAGCCAAAAUAACACCGGCAGUGAACUCCGUCGGCAGUCGGAUAGCAUGCUUGCCGGGACGCUUCGCGUGCUCGUGGCACGUUCUGUAGUGUGUGUUGAUCUCGCAGGGGAGGCGGAGGAUCUCCUUGGCGGCGGGGCUGGCGGCGUCGCCAUGAGUGCAGUUGGCUUGCAGCGCACGGAGCGGGCAUUGUACUUGGUGCAGCGCACGAAACAGGGACAUGCCGCUUCUGGUAGUAGUAAUGGCGGUAGCGGCGGUGACCGCGUUGGCAGGCGGUUGCCUCUGCGGCAUCGACGAGCUGCUGCUGCAGGUCUUUCUUUGGCCGACAAACGGUCGGCUUCCUGA
Trypanosoma conorhini is the source of this 8559-nucleotide messenger RNA. RefSeq lists its product as uncharacterized. Lineage: Eukaryota; Euglenozoa; Kinetoplastea; Trypanosomatida; Trypanosomatidae. The record is from RefSeq and is a predicted model, not a curated record. Bases 1 to 8559 code for a protein of 2852 amino acids. The transcript has a single exon.